This is a messenger RNA of Somion occarium, 2506 nucleotides long. The record is from the annotation of a GenBank genome assembly. NCBI's taxonomy places the organism in Eukaryota, Fungi, Basidiomycota, Agaricomycetes, Polyporales, Cerrenaceae.
ACCAGCUGGACAUCUAGUAUUGUGCUUAAAACUCUGAAACCCUUGUCUUUUACGUCUCUCCUUUCCCACCAACGCCGAGAACGAACGACAUACAGUAUUGUAGCCGACAUGCUCAAAUCGGCAAACGGCAGCGCUAUAACUGCUUUGAUGAUCUGUGCGCUCCGAAGAAACUCAACUCGGAAUUAACAUUGUCCAUACGUUUGUUGUCUCUUUCCCGCUAUACGAAGAGAACUGAAAUUGCUUUCCAAUUUUGUGAUGACGUGAAACCCAGCAGUAUGCGUUCCAACAUACAUCAUGGUGCUUCCGUGAAUGAUUCAAUAUGAGAAGAAUCGAGAUCCAAGGAAGUCGCUUGCAUCUCGAAAUUUCUCAAUCAUCUGUUGGUGAGUGGUGUUCCUGGAAACACCCCAGGCGACCCCAGACGCGGUUACCCUGACCAAUAGGAACCGACCGUGCAUGGGUAACAGUGCGGGGAAACUGUGCAGAUGGAGAAUUCCUGGGGAAACAUGUGGGAGGACCAUUCCUUGCUAUUUGUUUUCGAUCACCUGAGCGGUGUCAUUAGUCGAUUUUCUGGUAUAAAGCAUCCAUGGUCCGGCUUCUAAGGCUUCCAGCUUCUUCCUAAAGUUCGUCCCGUAUCGUUCAUCUCCUCUAAACAAAUUCACCAUGGGUGCCGGAGCUGUUGCAACUGGAACAGGCGGCAGUGAGGGUUUCGCUCAUCUCAUUGAUCCUAACAGGAAGUGGUACAGCAAUCGUCGACUCAUCCUCCUCCAUGCUUGGAUUGUUCUUCUUCUGAUCACAUCCUCGACCAACGGAUUCGAUGGUUCUUUGUUGAACAGUUUCCAAUCUCUUCCUUCUUGGCAAACCUAUUUCAACCAACCCGCAGGUGGAAGGUUAGGGCUGCUCAACGCCAUCCAGAAUAUUGGAUCCCUCGCUGGAUACCCCUUUGCUCCCUACCUUUCUGAUGGCCUCGGUCGUCGACCUGCUAUCUGGAUAGGCUCUACGAUCAUGUUGGUCGCAGUGGCCCUCCAGGCUGCCGCUCAGAACUGGGGCAUGUUCAUUGGCGCCCGUUUCUUGAUUGGCUUUGGUCUCUCGCUUGCCUCCAAUGCUGCUCCUCUUUUGGUCACGGAGAUUUCGUACCCCGCUUAUCGUGCACCUUUAACCUCAUUGUACAACUCCCUUUGGUACUCGGGUAAUAUUGUCGCAACUUGGUCCACUUUUGGUUGUCAAUACAUCGCCAGCAACUGGGCAUGGCGUAUUCCUUCAAUCCUUCAAGGAAUCGUCCCCGGCUGUCAAUUUCUCCUUAUCUGGUUCGCACCCGAGUCUCCCAGGUUCCUCAUUUCAAAAGGCAAGGAAGCACAGGCUUUGAAGAUUCUCGCUUACUACCAUUCCGAUGGUGAUGAGCAAGAUCCUCUCGUACAGUUCGAGUUCCAGGAGAUCAAGGCGGCCAUCGACCUCGAUCGUACCGUUUCUUCUAACGUGGGUUGGAAAUCUCUCGUUGCUACUCCCGGGAACCGGAGGCGUAUGGUCAUUAUCGUCGCCAUCGCCUUCUUUUCUCAGUGGUCUGGAAACGGUCUUGUAUCCUACUAUCUCAAAGACGUGUUGGACAACAUUGGCAUUACCAACAGCACCAUCCAACUCCUUAUCAACGGUAUCCUCGCCAUCUGGAACUUAUUCUGGGCCGUUCUAGCAUCGUUCUUCGUCGAGAGACUCGGCCGUCGGUUCCUGUUCAUCACCUCUGCUUCUGGCAUGCUCCUGUUCUUCAUUUUCCAAACGGUGUGCUCUGCCCAAUACGCCUUGCACAAAACGGAUGCUGCUGCACAUGCCGUCAUUGCGUUCAUUUUCCUCUUCUAUGCAAGCUACGAUCUUGCUUUCACGCCGCUCAUCGUGUCAUACACCGUCGAGAUCCUGCCAUAUUCUCUACGUGCCAAGGGUUUCAAUAUCUUCAACUUCAGUAUCUCGCUCUCGAUCAUCUUCAAUCAAUAUGUCAACCCUAUCGCUCUGGCCAGAAUUGCUUGGAAGUACUACAUCGUCUAUUGUUGCUGGCUCGCUUUCGAGUUGGCGUUCUGCUACUUCAUGAUCGUGGAAACGAAGAACCUGUCGCUCGAGGAAACCGCUGCUUUGUUCGAUGGCGAGGAUGCUCAGAAGAACAUCCAGAACGCCGGCCAUGAUGUCCGUCACGACGAUUACAUUGACGAGAAGACUUCGGACUCAUAUAAUCCUGAACUGAAAGCGUAAAGUAAUAUCUUCUCUUCCCCUUCUUUCCUUUCGGGUAUUCUAUUCGGUUUGAUGUGGGUAGGUUGGUUAUGGGACGGUUUCCGCUCGCCCAAUAUGUACACUAGUAUCUGCAUACACUAUUGCUCCUCUAGCUCUUUUUUCUUUCUUGGAAGGGGAGUGAGAAGCUCCCUGUAAUGUGUUGGCAUCGGAUUGUAACUAACGCACUCAUACGCACUUCAGCUUCACGUACUUUGUACUAUCAGAUUACCCAAUCCAUUCGCAGUUUCUUAUCCUC